CACAUUGUAAACGUCAUUGACUUGUUAACAAUGUCAAACCAGCAUAGGUGAAAGCGUAAACACGCAGUGUGACAACAACUUAAGUGUAAAUGUUAAGUCUGUGUCGUGUCAAGUUUUAAGUGAUUCAAUGGGAUUUCUAUAUUCAUCUUCUGGCCACAGCAGUGUGAGGAGAUGGCCUAGACAUGCAAAUUGUAUCCCGACACACAUCAGUUGUUCUUACUGCAUCGCCGUACCAGCCAGCCACGUCAUGAAUACCCAGCAGUAAGCCACAUGAUGGGAUUUCCAUUUUCGUUUUGGGGUUUUUAAAUUCUGGAAACAGUGCCACCGAAUGGUCGCCACUUAAAGAGACGUAGCCUUUUGUUACAGACUUUCCUUCCAGUUUCGAUGGCUGAACGACUGAUAGGAAGAUAUAGAGAGUGGGCUGUGUUAUCACGAGGUUGGAAUAGUAACAGAUUAUUCCAAAUUCAUGGCAUUCGAUCAGUGGGGAAGUCGAAAUUCGUGGAAGAAUUUCUGAAAUUCAAAGAAGAUAGCAAAGAAGCUUAUGUGAAAGUGCUAUUGAUAAAGGUGAGGAAUGUGUCUGGUUUGAGAGGAAUUGGCUUGGCCUUGUUUACAGCACUAGAUCUGACUGCUCCCCAAGACGACAGUAUCUGGGCGGAGACCAUAUGCAGCGCUGUAACUAGAAAAGAACACACAGAUAUCAUAGUCGUCUUUGACGAUGCUGAGAAUAUACUGGAGGGGCAAGAUGCUGAGGAGUUCAAAUCGUUCUGUAAAUGUUUGAUUGACAACUGCCGAAAUAUCAAAAUUAUCAUCACAACUUCAACAGAAGUGAUUUUCGAAGACAUCGGAGAUGAGUGCCUGGAGCUAUUGAUACCACCUCUCUCGCCGACAGAUUCUGAGGCCUUACUGCGACGUUAUGCCCCGUCCGUGGACUUUGGGCAACAUCUCGCAACCAUUGUCAAGUUGUGUGAAGGGCUACCCCUCGUCAUCACCAUGGUUGCUUCAGAGCUGUCAGGCACCGAAAGUGACGCUUCUUCUCUGACCGUGGCGGAAAUGUCCCUAGCAUUACAAAGCUGUCGUCUGGAAGCCCUCAGUCAGUUCAUGUAUGCUCGCGAAGAAAGAUUAGAUGCUAUAUACGGCACAUUCCUGAAACGUUUACCAGAGUCUAUGCAAACCAAACUAGCCACGAUAGGUUACAUGCCUGGGACAUUUACCCUCAGUCACGUGAGGGAGAUGGUCGAUGAUCCAACUGACGAAGAAUCCAUGGAUACCACCAUUACUCCGUUAAUGAGGCGCCAUUUCCUGAAGCAGGAUGACAUCACACAGCGGUAUGACAUACAGGGGAUCCUACGGAACUGCAUUGACGACUUAUUCGAGACCGUUAAGGAGAGUCCGGAGGUUAAACAGAGGUUUUGUUUCCUAUUUGCCCGUAUAAUGACGAAAAUUGGAAGUAUGCUGACAACAUCAGAAUACGCAGACGCAUUGUGUCAGUAUAACCAGGAGCAGCAGAACUUCAGGAAGCUCCUCACAAACGUGGAACUUGUCUACUCUAACGAAGAUAUGUACUGUCUGUUUAUGGAGGUGGCCGUCCGUGCUUCUAACGUCAUCCAGCAAUUCAUGGGAGCUGAUGGGUUCGAGUUCUACCAAGCACUAACCGUUCUAUCGUCAAGACUGAACAAGAAGUUGGACGAGGCUUGUAUUCACCUGUGUUAUGGUGGAGCGUUGACCAAUGUCAAGGGCAACAUGAGAGAAGGCGAAGCGAAGUAUCGACUCGCUAUACAGUACUUGGAGAACUUGGCGGAUGACCCUACAAUAUCACCGUCUGGUUGUUACCACGGCCUGAAUCAGGACAGGCGAUACCACCUGGCUUGCUCGUAUCAAAGGAUGGGAUGGAAUUUGUUUAUCCAAGGCCGAACAAAGGAAUCCAUUGUUUAUCUGGAAAAGGCCUUUGACCUUGAGAACGAGUUAAAGAUGUACACGGACGAGCUUAUCCUAGCUACUCUUAUGUCAUUGGGAAUUACUCACAACUUGUCAGAGAACAUGAGUGUCGCUCUUCGGUAUCACAAAGAAGCGCUUCGCCGGAGGAAACACCUUUACAAAACCCCAAAGGAUCCAGAAGGAGAGAAAAAUCCUGCCAUCGGAUCCUGCUACAACAACAUGGGGCUUACAUACCGCAAAAUGGAUUGUAAGGAAGAAACGCUCUACUUACUUUCAAAAAUCACUGGAAAUAAAAAAGAAAACCAAGGCCCCACAAAAGUCUAUCGCAAUAUCAGUCAUCAAUGUCGCAAGUGCUCUUUCCGAAACGGGAAAACACCAGGAGGCCUUGGUAAUGUUACAGGAUGCAAGUGAAAUUUUAAACAAGACCCCAAAUUUAUAUCAAGAUACAAUAGCUUUAGUCCAUGCAACGGAAGGUCAGAUUCUACUCCGCAAAACUUAUUACAGAGAAAGCAUCAAGCUCUUCAAAAAAUCGUUAUCCAUUCGCAAACAUUGCGGUCCAAACAACUUCUGGUCAGGGGAGACUUAUAAUGACCUAGCCAAGGCAUAUAUUGGUUUAAAAGAUAGCAGACAGGCUCUGCAUUGGCUAAAUCAAGUCUUCAGUCUGCAAGAGGAACUAAAGUCAGAUGCACCAACGAAUUCCUUCGUUUUCGACUGCUACGUUAGAGCUAUGGGUGUGCUUGCAGAUAUCGGCAAUUAUGACGAGGUCCGCUGUGCGUUUGAUAUUGCUAGACAGGAACUGCAGCGCAUGCGUCAAGAGUUCAUUGCUUUGGGUAACUCUGCCAAAGUUGCGUGGGUAGACACGGAAAUGGGCGCACUUCCUAGUGUGUACACCCGUCUGGUCCCUGGAUCUGAAUAGUUACAACCGAAAGUUUACAGUAGGGACCCAAAAAGGGGAGGACUAAUUACAAUAUCCACCGCUGCCAAGUUAAUGAAAUGCGAAACACAAAUAAAAUUUCAUGCUGAAGUUAUGAAAUGAUUUAUUGUUCAUUUCGGUAUGUGUUUCAAAAACACUUUCUUUGUACACAAAACAAGGAUGUUACGACCUACGGCAAAUAUCUGUCUUGUGAAAUAUUUGUUAUGAUGACCGCUGCAUGAAAUGUAAAUCUCCACAGUAUAUACCGGUUAAUGGAAAGGUUAAAAUACGGUAUUAAAGCUCACGAGCAUAUGUAGCUUUUACAUUUUGAUCAUUAAACACCAUCGAAGCAAACACGAAAUAACUAUCAGAUGAUGUAAUGCGAAUGUGGCAUUGCAUACAUGUUUGGGAGCAUUGACAAAAAUAUAAUUCAUACCCCGAAGAUAA
Molecule: messenger RNA, 3295 nt
Organism: Pecten maximus
Lineage: Eukaryota; Metazoa; Mollusca; Bivalvia; Pectinida; Pectinidae
Exons: 10
Coding region: 385-2346 (653 amino acids)
Molecular function (GO): ADP binding; protein binding
Source: RefSeq, a predicted model, not a curated record